CAAAAGGAGACCAUGUCAUGCUGACCACCAUGAAGUAGUAAGGCCGGAUUUAAGGUGCGUUGUGUGUGAGUAUGUGUGGUGUUCUGUUUCCCCCUCACCAUCUACUAAUAUUUCCAGGAAAUGAAUAAUUCAAGGAUUGCCUGGUAACAGGGAGAUACUCAAUAGCACCGCCUCUGGAUAAUUAAAAAAAAGCCUGGAGAUCAGGUGAAACAGUACCUCAAUCUUCCACUUUUUUUCCUCUGUCCUUUUCUUUUGAUGUAACUGUAACAGAAGACUUGAAAGAAAACACCCUGCUCUUUUUUUCUCUUUAAAGCUGUGUUCUUUUUCUCUCCAAUGCCUGUUUCCAGUCAGCAAUCCACAAGUAUCGGGCGCUCUCAGAGCUGGGACGCUGCUGGAUGGUAUGAGGGGAAUUGGGAAGGGGAAAACAGCUACCAGUACCACCCCAGGGCACCAAGACGGAGAAACUCUUUGACGUACGGGGGAGACGGUGGUGGAGGCUGGGACGAGCCGCACCCAGAGUUACGGUGGAACGAACUCCAUCUCAAGAGGGAACCCUAUUCCUACCACGACUCUUUGUACGACCAGGGCUACCCUGAGAGGCAUGAGCACCGGCCUGUGAGAAAGAGCUCAGUCCCGGAUCUGAAAAGCUACUACGAGAGGCAGGCAGACGCUGCCAUGACGGGAAGGGGCUCCUUGCCUCCUCAGGAUUACUACCACCACGACCCUGCAAUAGCAGCCCGGCCACCUGAAGAUCCUCGAGGCUGUUAUAAGGGGGAGCAGCAAAUGCUUAGCAGAUCAGCUGCGCAUUAUGGGAUAACCAGUGGAGGACGACCAACUUGGGAUCAAGGACAAUCCAGGCCUCCUCCCCCACCCCCAACGGCUCAGGAGAUGAGCCGAGUGUACAGGGAAUCUGCUGCCUCUAAGAUGAUAUCAGACGGGCAGCGCGUACGGAGCAGGGACCCUUCUCUUAGCAGGUACGGAGUAGAAACAGCAAUUCCUAGGUACGGGGCCGAACCACCCCCUAUGAGCGGCGGCUCUGUCUACAACGAUGUCAAUGGCCGUCCCUUGGACCCCCGGCAAGCCACAGCCACCUCCUUGGUGGUUGAUCCAGCCACCCAGGCUAUGGACGGCAACCCGGAGAACCAUCACCGUGGGCUUGGGAUGAGGCAGGAGGGUGCCAACUCUUACAGCUCAGCAACCGGGCAGAAAAUGGCCUACGAUGGUUACGAUGGCAGUGCCGCCACUAUUAACCCAAUGGGACUUGCUCAACAUCCGCCACAGUCCGCCACAUUGGGGGAGUUGAAGAAAAACAUGGAUUCGGAUUUCCUUGCUCUGCUGCGGGCCGAGGGCCUCUCAGAGAGCACCAUUAGCGCCCUCCUCCAGCAGGGCUUCGACUCGGCCAGCCUCCUGGCUAUGAUGGAGGAGAAUGAUGUGCGUUCGGUGGCGCCCAACCUCGGGCAGGUCCGCGUAUUGUCCCGCGUGGCUCUCAACUACAAGAUGGAGCUGCAGCGGCAGCACGAGGCUCCAGUCAGCGCACAUCAACAUCUGCGGACCCGAUCCAACAGCUUCAACCACCGCAACGACCUCUACCAGCAGCAACAGCAGCAGCAGCAAAACAUGGACCCCAGCGCCCUGCAGCAGCCGCCCAUCUCCAUGCAGCCUGCCUCGUCCAGGAUGGGGGAGGUCAUUGGCAGGAGGCCCUCCAGUGCCCCAACUCAGCACCUGCUGGAAACCGCCACCUAUGGCCCUGGGAUAGGGGCGCGCUCUCCUGCGGGCUUCCCUGCCAGUCCUGGCAGCUACAAUAAACCUGUCUCCCAGAACCACCCCAUGUCAGCCUAUUCUGCCAACUCCGGGAUCGCCAUGACCACCACGCAGCAUCCCAACUUUCUGAGCUCGGCCCCAAAGACGGCGUACUCCACUACCUACACCAUACCCAUGGAGCUCAUGAAGCGAGACCGCAGCCUGUCGGCCAUGUCGCCCAUGCACAGCCCACACUGCAGCCCCCAGCUCCUCCGCAAGGGGUCCCAGCAGGAGGCCUCUCUGAUGCACAGCGGCUCCACGCUCCAGGCGCAAAACGUUAAUGCUGCCAACCAGAAGCUCACCCGGCGCACAGGGCCGCCAGUCAUCAUCUCCACAAUGGCGUCGCCUGACUCAAGUAUCCGCCCCCAGAUCAUGAACGGCCCCAUGCACCCCCGGCCCCUGGUGGCGCUGUUGGAUGGGAGGGAUUGUACUGUGGAGAUGCCCAUCCUCAAAGACCUGGCAACGGUGGCCUUCUGUGAUGCCCAAUCCACACAGGAGAUCCACGAAAAGGUGCUGAAUGAAGCAGUGGGUGCCAUGAUGUACCACACCAUCACCCUGACCCGAGAGGACCUGGAGAAGUUCAAGGGUCUAAGAGUCAUCAUCCGAAUAGGCAGCGGCUACGACAACAUCGACAUCAAGGCAGCUGGGGAGCUUGGGAUCGCGGUGUGUAACAUCCCUUCUGCGGCGGUGGAGGAGACGGCCGACUCAACGCUCUGUCACAUCCUGAACCUGUACCGGCGGAACACCUGGCUGUACCAGGCGCUGCGCGAGGGCACGCGUGUGCAGAGCGUGGAGCAGAUCCGCGAGGUGGCGUCGGGGGCCGCGCGCAUCCGGGGGGAGACGCUGGGCCUCAUCGGCUUCGGGCGCGCUGGGCAGGCGGUAGCAGUCCGGGCGAAGGUUUUCGGCUUCAACGUGAUUUUCUACGACCCGUACCUGCAGGAUGGGCUGGAGCGGUCGCUGGGGGUGCAGCGCGUCUACACCCUGCAGGACCUGCUGUACCAAAGCGACUGCGUCUCACUGCACUGCAACCUCAACGAGCACAACCACCACCUGAUCAACGACUUCACCAUCAAACAGAUGAGGCAGGGCGCGUUCCUGGUGAACUCUGCGCGGGGCGGUCUUGUUGACGAGAAAGCCCUGGCCCAGGCUCUAAAGGAGGGAAGAAUACGGGGGGCAGCCCUGGACGUCCACGAAUCAGAGCCUUUCAGUUUUGCCCAGGGCCCUCUGAAAGAUGCUCCUAAUUUAAUCUGUACACCACAUACUGCCUGGUACAGUGAGCAGGCAUCGCUGGAGAUGAGGGAAGCAGCCGCCUCAGAGAUUCGACGAGCCAUCACUGGUCGCAUUCCGGACAGCCUUAGAAACUGUGUGAACAAAGAGUUCUUCAUCACCACCUCUCCCUGGUCAGUCAUGGACCAGCAGGUUGUCCAUCCAGACCUCAACGGCGCCACCUACAGGUACCCCCCCAGCAUGGUCGGGGUGGCACCAGGAGGAAUCCCAGGCGCGAUAGAGGGCAUGGUGCCAGGCGGGGUGCCAGUGCCUCACAGCCUGCCCACAGUCACACACCCCUCGCAAGCCCCCUCACCGAACCAGCCCACGAACCACGGAGAAAACCGAGAGCAUCUAACUGAGCAAUAGCACUAGAACCAGAGCACUCAAACCUUCACUCACCUGGGACCAAGAGACACUGAGCACAACCGCCGAGACUCAGCACUGGCAGCGAAGACAUGGACCACCAACUUGGACUCUUCGUUUCUAUUCCUUUAUUUUGUUGCAUAUUAUUAUUGUUAUUAUUAUUUUAUUUUUUUGGAUGUUCCAGUGUUACCUACAAGUACAUGAUGGUGAGAAACAAGCUGUGAUGAUGCUAAGCCCCUUUGAAAUGUCGCUACUCAGAAGUACCUCGCCCUCAACUUUUAUGUUAGUUAAUGUGUGAUUUUGUGUUUCCUCUCGGUUUCUUCUCUUUUUGACUCCAGACGUGAAUAUUGCUUUUGUUCCUCCAGUAGAAAUAAAAACAAAAUAAUAAUGAAAUGCAUAUAUAUAUAACCAGACAUCUGACAAGGAAUAAAAAUCGUCCACUGCACUGGCAAUCGACAGAGUGAACUUUGACCCUUUCCUGGCCAAGCCCUACUAACCUUGGACCGUGACCUUCAUCGUCCAAUAAAAAAAGACAUUGGAAGGAAACCGUUUUCACUUCAACUUCAGCUUUAAUCAUGGAGGAGAGUUCAACAUAAGAGUACAGUCAAAAUGAGUGUGCAAGUCAAAUCUUACAUUCUAUUAAGAGUGUAUAUUUUCCAUUGAGUGUUGAAGAAGCUUUUGUACAAAGUGUUAAAUUGGGCGAAUUCCAUGAAGUAUUGAGCAAAACACUUCAUACUAAUGCAAUUGGUUAGUAGCACAAAUACCAUUUUCAAUGUUGAAGGCUACACAUAGGUCCCUGUAAUAUCUACCGUACACGGUUGAGAUGUCUAAAGUGAAACAUUAGCUCUACACCUUUAGUGUAGCGUGUAUUUGUGUUCUGAAGCCAGUCAUGUUCACAGCUUCAGAAUAAUUCAGAGAAAGGGGAAGAUCCAAACUCACAAUCUUUCAGACAACCCAGGAAAUACAAAAGUCAGAAGUGCACACAGCAAAAUAUGAUUUCAUUUCAGUAUCAAUUAGGAAAUAUGCCAGACUGCUAGGCGACAUGCAAUAUUGAAUUUGUAUGAAUUAACAGGCAGUUUGCAGUAGAAAGUGUGCCAUUAUACAACAGCAUGGGGAUUGACAAACAUGUUUGUGUUUGAAUUUUGGAUUGCCCCUAUUUAGAGGCUAGCUAGGGGGUUUCACACACAGUAUGUAAAGACAGCUCUGUUUUCUAUUUUCAUAUUAAACAGUUACUACCAUGCAAUGGACUGGAAAAGGGUUACAGCAAACUGGAUUUCUUCUCAACUCAGGAAAACACUUUUUUGCUGAUUUUUUUUUUUUUUUCUUCUCCCCCUACAUUUUGCCUGAACCAGAAAAAAAAAAAAAAAAGUUCAGGAUACCUUUUUACUUCAUUGUGGUAUUUUUAUAUUACAAACACAUCACGUUUUAGGUGUUAAAGGUUUUGAAGAGUCCUGUUAGAUUUGUAUUGGCUAGUUAAAUGUUCUUAUAACCAUAGUCUUUAUGUGAACCAUCCUUAUUUUUUAUCUUUUUGUUAUAAUAAUGGCCAAUUUGAGCCCUUGGGCACAUUGUGUACUCAGUGAGUAGGUGAGAUAUUAAAACCUGCUAGUGUCCCAGUAACAGCAAGAAGUGGCCGUCAGCGGUAUGUUUUGUUUUUAGUGUCAGUAUUUGUAUUUGUUUAUUGUACAAAGUGAACAUUUAGCAUCAGUGCAGUUCAAAUAAAAAAAAUACAAUUCUAAAAAAAAAAACAUUUUGUUGCUAGGUUUGUGUCUUCCAGCAGAAAUGUUGACUUUCAGAAUAAAACGUCUCAAUCCGU
Messenger RNA from Acipenser ruthenus (sterlet), 5245 nucleotides. Its product is annotated as C-terminal-binding protein 2-like. The record is from RefSeq and is a predicted model, not a curated record. Bases 334 to 3435 code for a protein of 1033 amino acids. The transcript has 9 exons. Gene Ontology annotation, molecular function: NAD binding; transcription corepressor activity; oxidoreductase activity, acting on the CH-OH group of donors, NAD or NADP as acceptor. Lineage: Eukaryota; Metazoa; Chordata; Actinopteri; Acipenseriformes; Acipenseridae.